UGAUUUCAAUGGCGAGUCAUUUGGUAAGUAGUUCAAAAUAUCCAUGGGCAUGUAUCUUUAAUGCAACAUUUAAAGAUUAUUCGGUUAGCACACUCUUAACAGUAUAAAUUAAUGGAUAAGAGUCGUAGUAAGUUGAAUAGUUUUUUAAUGUAAAUAUGUAUUCGGAUAUUUAAUUAGACGACCAGUCAUUAAACCUAGCAUUAGUUGGACAAUGUGCAGCUAAAUGGCAGGGAACUGCCGCGAAAUCACUCAAUAUACUUAGUGGUUUUCAUUCGAAAUGAAAGCUGGCAGUAAAUAAUACACUCUAGAGUGAAAUAUCCAUAUCUUUUUAAUUUAUGCGCUUAACUUUCCCAGCCAACAUUUGAGAUCUAUCCAGUGUGUCCAGCUCAUGUUUAGUUUAGCAUGGCGAAUACACCAACAUUAAAAAACAUGUAAAGUUGUGAACGCUUAGUAUGAUGCUUACCGGCUGCAAUUUAGCUGCACAUUGUCCAACUAAUGCUAGGUUUAAUGACUGGUCGUCUAAUUAAAUAUCCGUAUAGAUAUUUACAUUAAAAAACUAUUCAACUUACUACGACUCUUAUCCAUUAAUGUAUACUGUUAAGAGUGUGCUAACCGAAUAAUCUUUAAAUGUUGCAUUAAAGGUACAUGCCCAUGGAUAUUUUGAACUACUUACCAAAUGACUCGCCAUUGAAAUCAUCAGCAUUCUAGUUUUGUUCUUAUAGGCCAUUAUCACGCUGAUACGUAGUACUUCCGCAUUCAGUGAUCUUUGUGCACUGCCACUUCCGGUGGAUCACUCAUCACUCUGGCGAACCUAUGAUGGACGAUUAUAAGUUAACUUAUACUGCAUCCCUGGUAAAUUUACCCAAAAUAACUUUUUCUGACGUACAUCGACUAACUGAACAACACUCCAUCACAGCCCGCUCCAAAGUGGACAAGGGAUACAGUUUCUUUUUCGAGAACUUCAUCUACGACUACGAAGAUUGUUUUCCAAGCUGAUGCAGCCGAACUUCAAGAAACCUCAUGCAGCUGUACAGCAGGCAAGGUUCUGUGCAACCAUCUAGUGGCCUUGUUGUUCCAGAGUGCCCAUUACAGCAUGUUGCAGGUGAGAGCUGUACCACCACCUGUGGCCUGCACAAGCUCUCUGCAAACAUGGCAUCGACCAAGGACAAAGGGGAUCCAUGCAGAGCCGGUUCAGGACUUGGUUGUUAGGAGACCAAAGCCAUCUGCCAGGAGUGUAUGCAAAUCAACACUCUAUCAAGCAUACACAGGAUCCCUCCCAGACCCGCAAGUCUUGUCUCUUGGGGAAGGACUGAAAAACCUCAGGCCGCAACCACUAAUAUCCUCAGUGCUGCAUGGCUUGUCUCAACUCUCCAUGGUCGACUCCAGGUUCGGACCUGUGCCGCGAGGUUCACCCCUGUCCUACCAGUGUCCUCCUGUGGUCAAACGCGGAAAUUAUGUCCAACACCCAGGUGCACCAACAUUCCCUAAACUGCCUUUAGAGGGGUCAACAUUUCCCACUACUUUUCCAAACGUUGACCCAAACUCCCAACAGUUUCUCCAUUUGGACAGCUUAACUGUGACACACGAGAUGGCAGCUGAGAGAGAGGAGCAGACACGUGAGCAGUCUGAGUGCCCAUUAUGGCAAGCUUUACGCAAGCCUAGAGUGACAGCUAGUAGGUUCUAUGAGGUUAGCCAUGUGAAAGGGCCGUCUUCUGGUCAGACCCUGGCAGGGCGGAUACUUAAGGGAGUACACCAGACUCCCGCCAUGAAAAGGGGCCUUGAACGCGAGCCACAGGUGCUGGAACAAUAUUCAAAACAUUUCAAUGUAAAUGUCUCACGCUGUGGAUUUGUUAUCCAUCCCGAUGCUCCUCACAUCGGGGCUAGCCCCGAUGCGAGGGUAUAUGACCCUAGUGCCAUUCCGUGUUUUGGGCUUGCUGAAGUUAAGUGCCCAGACAUCUCCAGCAUUUCUGAGGCAGGACAUGUAAAAAUUGUGAAUGGUCAGGCAAAACUGAAGCAGAAUCAUAAAUACCACUGGCAGGUUCAAGGCCAACUGGCAGUAACUGGAUUGAGUUGGUGCGAUUUUAUAACAGAUACUGAGGGAGACUUAACAGUCGAAAGGGUCUGGAGGGAUGAUGAAAUGAUAAAAGAGAUGAAAAAGAAGGUGGACCUGUACUUCUUUGGUACAUAUAUGAAUGUGUAUCUUCAGCAGAAAGUGAAAUGAACUGAAUGAAUAAAAGAUUUUAUUA
This is a messenger RNA of Osmerus eperlanus (European smelt), 2246 nucleotides long. RefSeq lists its product as uncharacterized. Lineage: Eukaryota; Metazoa; Chordata; Actinopteri; Osmeriformes; Osmeridae. The coding region runs from base 1094 to 2221 and encodes 375 amino acids. The transcript has 5 exons. The record is from RefSeq and is a predicted model, not a curated record.